This is a messenger RNA of Ustilaginoidea virens, 3942 nucleotides long. RefSeq lists its product as uncharacterized. Gene Ontology annotation, molecular function: tRNA binding. Gene Ontology annotation, cellular component: cytosol; elongator holoenzyme complex. The transcript has 4 exons. The coding region runs from base 1 to 3942 and encodes 1313 amino acids. Gene Ontology annotation, biological process: tRNA wobble base 5-methoxycarbonylmethyl-2-thiouridinylation. The record is from RefSeq and is a predicted model, not a curated record. NCBI's taxonomy places the organism in Eukaryota, Fungi, Ascomycota, Sordariomycetes, Hypocreales, Clavicipitaceae.
AUGCGCAACCUUCGCAAUGUUCGCUUCGGGCGGUGGAUGCACCCCAACAUCACUUCGGCUUGCUGGGACGCCGACAACGAUGACGUCCUUUACACCGUUGGGCCGACGGAGGAGAGUUCCACCAUCGAGCUGGUCCGAGUUUCGCAAAGUGAACCCUCGUCGUACGAAUCGAUAGCCAGCUGGGAUGCCCCCAGCCCGAACCCAGAGCUGCUGGUAGACAGGGUCGUCAACGUCCAGUACCUGGGCGGCUUGUCGGGGACAUGUCUCGUGCUGGAAGGCGGCGACAUCAUCACCGUGCAGCAGGACAAAGCGUCGGGAAGCGAUGCUCGCAUCGAGAUCGUGGGCUCCAUCGACGCGGGCAUUUCCGCUGCGCGAUGGUCUCCCGACCAGGAAGUCUUGACCGUCGCCACCAAGGCGAAUACCGUGGUUUUCAUGACCGCAAACUUCGACCCGAUUGCCCAAGUGUCCAUGACCGCCGAGGACCUCAAGGCUUCAAAGCACGUCUCCGUCGGAUGGGGCAAGAAGGAGACUCAGUUCCAAGGCCGCGGUGCCAAAGCGCUCCGUGACCCGACCAUCCCCGAAAGAGUCGACCAGGGCCUGCCGAGCACGCGCGAGGACGGCUCAACCACAAUCAGCUGGAGAGGGGACGGCUCGUACGUGGCCAUCAACGCUGCUGUCCAGGAGGGGGGCAGGCGGGCUAUCCGCGUGUAUUCCCGCCACGGCGGGCUCGACAGCGCCAGUGAGCCGGUCGAUGGCCUGGAGGGCGCCCUCAGCUGGAGACCGUCGGGAAACCUGAUUGCCGGUAUCCAACGGCUGCCCGACCGAGUCGACGUUGUGUUUUUCGAAAGAAACGGGCUUCGCCACGGCCAGUUCACGCUGCGAUCGCCCGGAAGCUCCGCCUCGGCGUGGGAGAGCAUCCGCCUCGAGUGGAACUCCGAUUCGACCGUGCUGGCCGUCUUGCUCGACGACUGCGUCCAGCUCUGGACCAUGGGCAACUAUCACUGGUACCUGAAGCGGCGGGUUCCCAUCAAGUCUCGCCUCGUCAAUCUUUCCUGGCACCCCGAAAAGGCCCUUCGCUUCGCCGCGACAUCGUCCUCUGAAAGCAUCACGGCCGAGGAGGCCUUUUGCACCGCGAGAGGAUCCUGUCUCCCGCCCUUUGACAGCGGCGCCGUCGCCGUCAUCGACGGCGAGACGGUCAAGCUGACUCCCUUCAGGACCGCAAACAUGCCGCCUCCAAUGUCUCUUUUUGACGUCGCUGCCGAGUCGUCCGUGGCGGACGUGGCGUUUGGGCGCCGGAACACUUCCUUUGCAGUGCUGCAUGGCAAGGGCGUCGAUUUGUACGAGUGGCCCACCCGGGACGGGCGCGGCGUCAAACCGAAUCUCAAGUCGCGAAUCCCGCUCCCGGCAGCCGGUACGACGCCCGGGAGCCCGGCCCUCGUUCCGCUCCGCAUCUGUUGCACGUCAGAGGCGUCUUUCCGAGUGUUCAGUUUCGACGGAGACUCCAAGUUGGUGCAGCACGCCGUCGACGUCGGCGGCAGCUCCAUAAGCCCUGCGGCUUGCCAGAAACCUCUCGUUUCCACUUGCGCGUACGAGAAUGCCGCGUUGCUGGAAGCGUAUGGGCAGGACGCUUCGGGCACCUUGUACCGGCUGCUGGAGACGUCGAGUGAGCAGACGACGGUCAAGUUCCCUGCUCACCUGCCCUGGUUUGAGAUUGGCAGAGUCGAGGGCGAGAUGGCCGCCUUUGGCCUGUCGAGAAAUGGUCACUUGUACGCCAACUCGAGGUUGCUGGCCAAGAAUUGCACGUCCUUUGUUGUCUCGCCCAGUCAUCUCAUCUUCACCACCACCAACCAUCUCGUCAAGUUUGUCCACUUGACGCCCGCAGUUGAAGACCUUGAGAUUCCCGAGGACGACCCCGAAAGUGACGAGCGGUGCCGCAGCGUAGAGAGGGGAUCGCGCCUCGUGGUCGCCAUCCCUACCAACAUGAGCAUUGUGCUGCAGAUGCCCCGUGGCAAUGUCGAGACCGUCUUUCCUCGAGCCAUGGUUGUUGCAGGUAUCCGCAGCCUGAUUGAGGAAAGGAACUACUCGCGCGCCUUUUCCUACUGCCGGACGCAAAGGGUAGACAUGAACAUCCUGUAUGACCACCAGCCGGCCCAGUUCCUGGCAAAUGUCGGCUCCUUCCUCAACCAGCUCAACGACGUGACCUACAUCGACCUUUUCCUCUCAUCCCUCAGAGAGGAAGACGUCACGGAGACCAUGUACAGGAACACCAAGCACGCCCGGCACGGUUCCUCCCGGCCCGAUGAGCAGGUCAAGCCGGCGCCCUCUCCCUCCUCCUCCUCCUCCAAAGUCAACACGGUCUGCGACGCCGUCCUGCGGGCACUGCAAGCCCGCAAGGCGACCAACGUCCAAAACAUCAUCACCUCGCACGUCUGCAAGAUCCCGCCCGCCCUCGAGGACGGCCUCAGCCUCGUGGCCGAGCUCAUGCAGGAGGACGAGAAGCUGGCCGAAAAGGCCGUCGAGCACAUUUGCUUCCUCGUCGACGUGAACCGUCUCUACGAGACGGCCCUCGGCCUGUACAACCUCGACCUUGCGCUCCUGGUAGCCCAGCAGUCGCAGCGCGACCCGCGCGAAUACCUGCCCUUUAUCCAGAACCUGCACGAGCUGCCGGAGCUGCGGCGCCGGUUCGACAUUGACGACCACCUAGCCCGGCGGGCCAAGGCGCUCGACCACCUGCACGCGCUGGACUCGUUUGACGACUUCUGCGCCUACGCCACCAAGCACGCCCUGUACCAGGAUGCCCUGCGCAUAUCGCGCUACGACAGCGCGCGCCUGGCGGCCGUCACGUCCCUCUACGCCGCGCACCUCGAGUCCAAGUCGUGCUACCGCGAGGCCGGCCUCGCCUACGAGUCGCUCAAGAAGUACGCCAAGGCCACGUCGUGCUACCGCGCCGCGGGGGCAGCCUGCUGGCAGGAAUGCCUCUACACGGCGCAGCGGCAGCGGCACCCGCCCAUGUCGGCCGAGGCCAUGGCCGACCUGGCCACCAGCCUCGCCGACGCCCUGUGGGAGGCCAAGGACUACGCCGCGGCCGCCACGAUCCACCUCGAGCACCUGUCGUCCGUCGAGACGGCCAUCAGGUGCCUCUGCAAGGGGCACCUGUUCGCCGAAGCCAUGCGGCUCGUCGUCGUCAAGUCCCGCCCGGAGCUCCUCAAGUCGGCGUUUGACGUCGGCCUCACCGAGGCCUUUGGCAGCACGACCGAGUUCCUCGCCGACUGCAGGAGCCAGCUGCGGGCCCAGGUGCCCCGCGUGCUGGAGCUGCGCCGCAAGGCCCUCGAAGACCCCGUGUCCUUCUUCGAGGGCGAGCGGGCCGGCGGGGCCGACGUCCCCGACGACGUCUCCGUGGCGGCCAGCUCGCGCGUGUCCACCAGCGCGAGCCUGUUCACCCGCUACACGGGCAAGGCCGGCAGCGUGGGGACCGCCGGCACGGGCGUCUCGCGGGCGACCAGCAAGAACCGGCGGCGGGAGGAGAAGAAGCGCGCGAGGGGCCGCAAGGGCACCGUCUACGAGGAGGAGUACCUCGUCAACAGCGUGCGCCGCCUGGUCGAGCGCGUGGCCGCCGCCAAGCCCGAGCUGGAGCGGCUGGUCUUUGCCCUCGCGCGGAGGGGCAAGACGGAGCACGCCCGCGCGGCCGAGCAGCUGAUGAGCGACGUCGUCCGCGCCUGCCAGGCCGCCAUACCAGAGGUGUUUCCCGCCGCGCCCGCCGCGCCCGCCGCCCAGACGCAAGGGCGCUCCGCCGGCGGCACCGACCAGGGCGAGGGCGAGGGCGACUGGGCGUGGAGGGCCACGGGCGGCGACGCCGUGCUGCGGGACUUUAUGGAGGACCGGGCCAAGCAUCAGGAAGCUCCUGUCAUUUCUGGCCUGCAAAGGUUGGCGCUCCUGGGGUAA